AUGCUUGGCCACGUCAACAUAGAGGUGAACAUCACCAUUCGAGUCAUCUUCACUUCGAGGACCUGUGCCUGCACGAGCUUCGCGCUGUCGCGACUCAACUUCAAGCGAUACGCUGUGUAUUACAAAGGCACUGCGACUGUCCUCAUCUGCCUCGAGAACGUCCCCGAGGCCAACGUCACCCACGCGCCAAAGUUUGCCGACAGCAGCUCCAAGCCAAAUAUCCCAAAGCCACUGGAGAUGCGAGGCUCGCGUCAGACGUCAGCACGUGCCACCGUGCUGUUAAUAUCCAGUCUCCAGCCAGGACGACCGGGAAGCAGCAACGCCGAGCGCGACAUCUUACUCGCGCUAAGCGUAUCGACCGGCAAUGUAAACGAAAAGUCCGAUCACCUGAACCAGGUGAUCUACGCGGACGGAGCCUCAUUUUUCAUCCUCCCCCCUGACUCCGAGAUGCUUGCGCUUAACAUCGUCAACGCCGCGGGCACCGUGACGACCAUUAUCCUGCUCUUCUCGUCCUUCCCGGAUUUCCGACGAAUCCACUCGGAGAAACGCACAGGUGAAGUACGCGUACUGCCCGUGCUCAUGCUGGGCGUCAACUGCUUCACCUGGUCCGUGUACGGCUACCUGAGUGAAACCUACUUCCCCGUCAUGUCCCUCAACGCCUUCGGGGCGCUCACGUCGCUGGCGUUCUCGCUCGUCUUCUACCGCUGGAGCGCCGACCGUCCCACUCUUCACAAAAUGGGUGCCGUCACAGGUUCUUGGGUCAUGCUGGGGCUGCUCUUCGCGGUGCUCUGCAAGACGGACGUCAUCCACCUCUCGUCCAGCGUCCAGGAAAAGAUCACGGGCUACAUUGCUGUGGUCAUCAAUAUCGCCCUCUACGCGUCGCCCUUGCAGACGAUGAAGCUCGUGCUACAGACCAAGUCGGCGGCUUCUCUUCCAGCCACCAUGUGCUGUGUGAACCUCGUCAACGGGUCCAUCUGGGUGCUCAACGGUAUCUUGGCCGACGACAUGUUCGUACUCACUCCCAACGCUUUAGGCGUAGUGCUCAGCGUCAUCCAAGUGGCUCUGAUCAUCAAAUUUCGACACUCUGGACGCGUCAUUGAAGCGCACGACGUCGUCGUCAUGGAAGCAAAGUGCGAUGCUGUGGCUCUGUCACCUGUCGUGGAUAUCCCUGUCAAGCCUCCCGUCUAUGAAGCUGUUCAGUCUCCGGUUUGA
This is a messenger RNA of Phytophthora infestans T30-4, 1212 nucleotides long. RefSeq names its product MtN3-like protein. The transcript has 4 exons. Gene Ontology annotation, cellular component: membrane. Gene Ontology annotation, biological process: carbohydrate transport. Bases 1 to 1212 code for a protein of 403 amino acids. Gene Ontology annotation, molecular function: sugar transmembrane transporter activity. Lineage: Eukaryota; Oomycota; Peronosporomycetes; Peronosporales; Peronosporaceae. The record is from RefSeq and is a predicted model, not a curated record.